This is a messenger RNA of Oryza brachyantha (malo sina), 1325 nucleotides long. RefSeq lists its product as uncharacterized. The record is from RefSeq and is a predicted model, not a curated record. NCBI's taxonomy places the organism in Eukaryota, Viridiplantae, Streptophyta, Magnoliopsida, Poales, Poaceae. Bases 1 to 1149 code for a protein of 382 amino acids. The transcript is spliced from 10 exons.
AUGAAAGGCAGCUCUAUCUUUACUGCAUUAUCCGCGGCCAUCUUCGGCUUCUUCAUUGGCAUUUCUUUUCCAGUAGAGAUCACACCAAAGCUUCAGUAUUGUGCAUUUCUUCCUUGCGGUGAUACAAACACAAACUCCAGCUCCAGUACCAGUAGUGAGAACAGCAACACUAUGCUCAAGUUCUGGGCACCAUUCGCCGCCAGAAGCAACACUACUAGUACUGCUGCACCGUCGAAUGCCACUAUUUCAGGGAACGGUACAGCAGCAGAUCAAGAAGAAGAAAUAGUGCCGAGAGGAGAGGAGAGACUGCCUCCUGGUAUCAUAGUCCGGGAAUCUGAUCUUCAUCUUCAUCGUCUAUGGGGGAACCCAAGAUCGGACGUGGGGAGUGAGAAGAAGUUCCUUCUGACGCUGACCGUGGGGUACACCGAGAAAGACCACAUCAAUGCAACUGUUCACAGGUUCUCUCGAUCGGACAAGUUUGACAUAGUCUUGUUCCAUUACGACGGGCGAACAACUGAAUGGGAGGAGUUCGAGUGGUCGAAGCAGGUCGUUCAUGUCAGCGCCAGGAAGCAGACCAAAUGGUGGUUUGCGAAGAGGUUCCUGCAUCCAAGCAUCGUGGCGCCGUACGAGUACGUGUUCGUGUGGGACGAGGACCUGGGGGUGGACAACUUCACGGCGCCGGAGGAGUACGUCGCCAUCGCCAGGAAUCACAGCCUCGCCAUCUCGCAGCCGGCGCUGGACAACACCAGAGGGAAGAGGUCCCGCUACGCCGCCACCGCCCGGAGGCCCCACGCCGGCGACAUGCACACCUCCGCCGGCUUCGUCGAGGUCAUGGCCCCUGUCUUCUCCAGGGACGCCUGGACAUGCGUCUGGCACAUGAUCCAGAAUGACUUGGUUCACGGCUGGGGUCUCGACCACAAUUUCUGGAGAUGCGUCGACGUGCCUCAAGAGCAGAUAGGGGUCGUCGAUGCGCAGUUCGUAGUCCAUCGUGGUGUCCCCACGCUCAUUAGCCAGGGCAACGGGGAACAGGACGGGAGCAGUGCCAAGGUGAGAUCCCGACAGUUCGACGAGAUGCACAUCUUCAACCGUAGAAUGGCCGAUGCUGAGAAGGCUCAAGCAGAAGCAGGAACAGCAGAUCAUCAUCGCUGAGUUAUUACAUUCUAUAACUCUAGAUCAUAUCGUCUUCACAUGAUUAAAUUAUUGGCAAUACAAAGAUGCAAUUUUGGGGGCAAAUAUGACCCGAGGCAUGUGCUGCUGUACGUAAAGCUACGGUCACGAGAUCACACGUGUUAUAGUGUAAAAUCUUGGUAAUUUUACGCUUAAAA